Molecule: messenger RNA, 711 nt
Organism: Equus caballus (horse)
Lineage: Eukaryota; Metazoa; Chordata; Mammalia; Perissodactyla; Equidae
Source: RefSeq, a predicted model, not a curated record
GGCGGCCCGGCCAUGCCCAAGAAUGCGCAGGUCAUCCUGCGCUAUGGGCCCUACAGCGCAGUCGGCCUGUCCGUGGAGCACCGCACCUUCCGGCUGGAGGGCCUGCAAGAUCACAUGGCGCGGGGGCAAAUGGCAACCAAAGCCUGAAUUGCUCAGGUCUCUGUCUGUGCUUCCCGGCAAAGCUGAGGGCACGUGGAGGCCAGCACCAGUUGUGUUGGCCAAAGAUGGACACCACGUCAUCCUGGAGAAGAUAGAAGAGCGGAACUUGGUGGAACUCGUGGUGAAUGAGGAAGUUGUAUUCCACUGCAACAUCAAUGACUUGGAGUUCGGAGGUGAUGGUGACCUAGACCCCCUGUGCGCAGCGGCCAGGAUAGCCGUGCUAAAUGCCUACUGAUGUCCUCACGGAACAGGCAUGUGAAGUCAGCGGAACAGUAGCUGCCUCCGGCUGUUCUGUGAUACAAACAAAAGCGGCCAUUCUGGGCCGUCGACGCUGGACUCUGCCGCUCCGAACGAGGCAACACCAGCCUGUCCUUCAGCCUGCACGGCAUAGGACUUCUCACCUGGCUGCAAGGACAUGGGGCCCACAAAAAUCAUGAAACCAUAUCAUUUGCAGCAUCUCUCAGUCUCUACCCAUAGGGAGAGCCCUCCAAUAUCAGGUACACGUUGAGCUGAAGGAAACAAUAAAAUGCAAUCUAAUAACAAGGCGCCAUC